Ostrea edulis (European flat oyster) is the source of this 1435-nucleotide messenger RNA. RefSeq lists its product as uncharacterized. Bases 109 to 1281 code for a protein of 390 amino acids. The record is from RefSeq and is a predicted model, not a curated record. The transcript is spliced from 7 exons. NCBI's taxonomy places the organism in Eukaryota, Metazoa, Mollusca, Bivalvia, Ostreida, Ostreidae.
CCAAUCGUUACUCAGCACGACUCCGGGUAAGGUAUAAAAAGGUGAGCACAACUGAGUGCGUGUACUUCGAGACGACAGGUAAUCAACGUCGCAUUGGAGAAGCUAAGCAUGGAGUUCCUGAAAGUCCUCGUGGUUUUGGUCGUAGCUGUUCACGGUUCGCUCUCAAAGCCAAUUAGUUCUGAGGAUGAGCUACGUGUCAUCGUCGGACAACUAGAGAGGCAGGUGGCAAGUUUAAGGCAGUAUGUGGUCGACAAGAAUAUGCCAGAGUACUCGUUGAGCGGGGCCGGUCCAUUGCUCGAGUCUACGCCAGAAUUCCCCUUCUCCGGCACGGAAAUGUUUGGAAAACUUCUGAGACCAUACUUCAGUAGUUUCCCAGAUGGACCAUAUACAUCGGAGGUGUCCUUAACGCCAGAUGACAUUAUGACAAUGCUGAAAUCGUGGUACAGCGUUGACCAGACGUUUAAAGAACGGACAUUCUUCAAUGUUGCACGAGAGAUCUUGAAUGCACAUUUCCAGUGCGCAACUACAAAAAUCAACCAGAUGGUUUACUAUGUUUUGAAGGAACAAGCACGUGCGAUGACUGAGGAUGACCAGAACAUGAACACGCGUGCGAGGAAGAUUCUCGAGAACUGGAUAACGGAUACAGCCACUGUGGACAAGGUCACCCAGAAAAUUGUUAUGUCGGCGCAUAGACAUACUUAUGGAGAAAUUAUGGACAACAUUCGAUAUUUCCAAUUCAAAGAUAUCGUGCAAUUCCUUGGAAAAAUUAAACUGUUCCUAUGGAAAGCCAGGCAAAAUAACUGGACGCCACUCACUGAUGAGAAACUAAAUCAACUUUUGACAGACCAUGACUUCGUCUUUAAAUGCCCGAGCGUAAAUGAUUUAUGGGAAUUCCACCAAGAAAUUGCAAGCACUUUUCAAGAAAGGUUUUCUGUUGCCAAACCCUUCCAUGAGGCAGAGACUUGGCUUAACAAAGUUCUACCCACAUACAUGAGCACUGAGGCCACCCAUGCUGUCACUGCAAUCCUUCAAGUGUACAAGGAUUACAUCAAGUCGGCAAUGCAGCACUUCCAAGAAGUCGAGGACCACAUGACCACCAGAAACACGGCAGACAUCAUGGACUUUAUGUCCAAAUUUCUUUCACCACAUCAACUCCAAUAUCUACAGUCCACCUUUGAAUUCCUUAAUGUGGAUACCAGCAACGUCAUGGAAGCGAACGAGAGUCGUGAAAGUAAUAGACGUUCUGAGCGUAGAUGCACCGACUUUGACAGAUGUGCAUGAGGCGAAUUCCUGGACUGUACGAAAGCGUCACGUGAUGCUGCUCGAACCUGUGAUACUUGACUAACCAUGUGGAAAAGGGUUCCUGAUUAAGUUGUCUGGCCCUUUCCAGGUGCUUUUUCAAGAACUUUCGAAAAAUAAAAUAUUAAACACUUGA